Messenger RNA from Strongylocentrotus purpuratus (purple sea urchin), 3403 nucleotides. It is a transcript of the gene esf1, whose product is annotated as ESF1 homolog. Lineage: Eukaryota; Metazoa; Echinodermata; Echinoidea; Camarodonta; Strongylocentrotidae. The record is from RefSeq and is a predicted model, not a curated record. Bases 839 to 3247 code for a protein of 802 amino acids. Gene Ontology annotation, molecular function: RNA binding. Gene Ontology annotation, biological process: rRNA processing. The transcript is spliced from 11 exons. Gene Ontology annotation, cellular component: nucleus.
UCAUUUAAUUGCAGCUGUCCAAGAAACAGGCCGGAGAUGCCUUCAUUUACCUGUGCAGUGGUUGACUGUAAAAACUCAAGUCGAGGUUUGCUCAAAUGGAAUUCAGGAACUUGUGACGUACACAAAUGCACCCGUAAAGAGGAACUGUGCACCUGCAAACCUCCUUACAGAUUUAUUCCGUUCCCAACAAAUAAAUUUUCACAACUGCGUGGAGAAUGGAUCCGUCAAAUGAGGCGUGUAGAUCCUUCAACCAAGAAGCCAUGGAUUCCUAAGCACUUCAGCAGGGUUUGUUCGAUACAUUUUGUUGAUCUUACCCCUUCUGCAAGUCGUGUCCCUACUUUGCAUCUCGGAUAUGAUGUUCCUCCACCCACAUCUAGAAGGACAAUAAAGCGAACAGUACCAGACCUUGUGCCUGCGAGACCUGCCCCAAAGGCUGUAAGAGCUGAUUCAGCUGAGCCAUCUGUUGCGUUAAAAAUGAUAGACUUUCUCGCCGAAAAUGGACAUGAUUAUAUAAUAUCAUAUGAUGUUCCUCCACCCACAUCUAGAAGGACAAUAAAGCGAACAGUACCGAACCUUGUGCCUGCGAGACCUGCCCCAAACGCUGUAAGAGCUGAUUCAGCUGAGCCAUCCGUUGCGUUAAAAGUGAUAGAUUUUCUCGCCGAAAGUGGACACGAUUAUAUAAUGCCAUGUAAAUGUGCUGUAUCAUGCCAUUGUAAAGAAGCUGCAACAAUCAUCCGAUCAUUAGAAGACGAAGUUGAGAUGCUCAAAAAAUUAGUAGGUAAACAUGCUUUGUAGGCUUCUUCAACUUUCACCAGCUGUCCCAUGAAAUAAUUUGAGAAUGGAUUUCAAAAGCGAUUCUCGAUUUGCAGCUGUUGCCAAAGAUCCUCGCUUCCGCCAGGUUCCAAAACAAGAGCGGAAGGUCAAGAUCGAUAAGCGUUUCCAAGGCAUGUUCACCGAUAAACGCUUCAAGCUAAAGUACUCGGUGGACAAACGAGGUCGCCCUGAAAACCAGACCUCUGGAGAGAAUCUGAAGAAGUUUUACGAACUCGAGGAAGAGGAUGAAGAUGAAGAAGAGGCCAUCAAAAGUGUAUCAGAGGAGGACAGUGAUGGAGGUCAAAGUUCAAAGCAGGAUGCAGGGAAGUCUUCACAAAAGAAAAAGCAGGCAAGAAGAAGGAGUGGGCGAGAACUUCUCUUGGCUUUCAAAAGGAGAAAAGCAAGGCUGUAUGGCCCUGAAGAUGCGAAUCAAAGCAUCAAUAACACAUUCCCACUGACUGACAAUGUAAGUGAAGAAGAUAAUGAUAUGGAAAGCUGUACUGAUAAUGAGGAAGAGGAAAGUGGACUUGGCAGUGAUGAGAGUCCUGGAAAGAGAUCAAAAGGAAAACGACGUGAUGUAGAACCAGACUCUGAUUCCGACUCUGAUUCCGACUCGAAGUCUAAGCUCUCAUGGCAGAAACAGAAGCAGAGAGGCAUCGACCUAGCCCGAGGUGAAGGAAAUGUUGAGACGAGUUCUUCUGACUCCGACUCUGAAGAUGAGGCACCCGCUACCGCUACACAGGGACCUGUCAUGGACGAGAUCUGCCACAACUGGGGGGAAUUGGAUGCUGAAGCCCCAAGGGAAGAGGCCACUAGUAGCAGAUUAGCCGUGUGUAACAUCGACUGGGACUGUGUAACGGCUAGCGACCUCUUUGUGCUUCUCAACUCGUUCAAGCCUUCUGGUGGAGUUCUCCAUUCUGUGAAGAUAUACCCAUCCGAGUUUGGACUGGAGCGGAUGCGGGAAGAAGAUGCUAAGGGACCUCAGGAGCUGGUGGAGAAGGAUGAGAAGAAGGAGAGGUUGAGUGGGAUCCAGCAGGAGCGAUAUCAGAGGGAGAAACUGCGCAAGUAUCAGAUGCAAAGGUUGAAGUAUUACUAUGCAGUGGCAGAUUGUGACAAUGCUGAUACAGCCAAUACCAUUUAUGAACAGUGUGAUGGAAUGGAGUAUGAAACCAGUGCAUCCAAGCUCGAUCUUAGGUUCAUACCGGAUGACACCACCUUCGACCACGAGCCCAAGGGUGUGGCAUGCGAAGCCCCGGAAGCCUCUCAGUUCAAGCCCCUGGAGUUCCAGACGACUGCCCUGACCCGAUCCAGCGUCCAGCUGACGUGGGAUGAGAAUGACAAGAGGAGGGCGAAGGAGACGGAUGAGCUCUUCAAGAGCAGGAAGAAGAUGGAGGAGAUGGAGUCGCACAUUCAGGCGUACCUGGCCUCAUCCAGUGAGGAGGAGGAGGAGGAGGAUGUGGAGGAUCGAGUGGAAGGAAGUUUAAAUGAGGAAACCGAAGAGAGCGAAAAUGCAACCCCUGUCAGCCAAAAGGACCGCAUCAACAAAUACCGGAAUCUUCUGAGGGGCAUAGAAGAGAAGGAGAAGCAGGAUGGAGAUAAAGACAUGGAGAUGGAGAUUUCUUGGGAACCAGGGCUGAAGGAAUCCACUCAAGAAAUAGUGAAGAAAAAAGCAGAAUCAAGCAGCUCAACACCUUGGGAGCAAUACUUGGAGAAGAAGAAGGAUAAGAAGAAAGAGCGUCAACAGGAGAGGAAGAAGCUGAAGGCUGGACAAAAUACUAAGGAUGUUGAUAUUGGAGAAGAAAUCCAGGCUUUCAGUGAUGAUGAACUUCCCGAUGAUAUUGACCUGAACGACUCUUUCUUCAAGGACUCCCUCAAGGAAAGCGAAUCAGGUGGAAAAGGAAAAAGGAAGGGCAAAAAGGAACAAGACAUGAAAACAGAAGAAGAAUUGGAAGAAGAGAAGCAAAGAAAGGCUGCACUAGAGCUGCUGAUGUUGGAUGAAGAGGACGACGGCAGGCAGCACUUUAACCUGAAGAGCAUCAUAGAAAACGAAAACAUGACGAAGAGCAAACGCAAGAGGCAACUGAAGCAAAAGCGCAAGCUUGGCCAGCCGGAGGAAGAAGUCCACACUGCCAUUCAAGACAAGUUUGAGAUCAACGCAGCAGACCCUCGUUUCGAUGCCCUGUUCACGUCGCACGAGUAUGCCAUCGAUCCCUCGGAUUCUCAGUACAAGAAGACCAAGGCAAUGGAGACAUUGGUCACAGAGAAACAGAGGAGGAGGGCGAGGAGAGAGAAGGAAGGGGUAGAAGAUGAAGAGAAGACAGCAGAGGAGAAAAAAGAGAAAAAGAUGAAUGUAGAGGUUUCACAGUUGGUCAGAUCAAUCAAGAAUAAAACGGAGCAGUUUCAUUCAAGGAAGAAGCUCAAAAUUGAUUCAUGAUAUGAUUUAGGUAAUGCAAUGGACUAUGAUAUUAAACAAUUUUAGAUAAAAUGUGGAAAAUAAGUAUCAAUCAGGGGUUCUGCAGCAUGGUUGGUUGGUAAAUACUCCCAAAACAAUAUUUUUAUGCCUCCGCAACGAAGAAGCCGGAGGCAUUAG